Molecule: messenger RNA, 4873 nt
Organism: Labrus bergylta (ballan wrasse)
Lineage: Eukaryota; Metazoa; Chordata; Actinopteri; Labriformes; Labridae
Source: RefSeq, a predicted model, not a curated record
UUUGAUGUUGUCUUGUGGUCAAUACAGCAGUGGAGGACAGGAAGCUGUUUAUUGGAAUGAUCUCAAAGAAGUGUAAUGAGAACGACAUCCGACUGAUGUUCUCCCCAUACGGACAGAUAGAGGAGUGCCGAAUACUUCGAGGCCCUGAUGGACUCAGCCGAGGGUGUGCGUUUGUGACUUUCACAGCGAGACAAAUGGCCCAGUCUGCCAUCAAGUCCUUGCAUCAGUCCCAGACUAUGGAGGGAUGUUCAUCACCCAUUGUGGUCAAGUUUGCAGACACUCAGAAGGACAAGGAACAGAAGCGCAUGGCCCAGCAGCUGCAGCAGCAGAUGCAGCAGCUCAGUGCUGCUUCCAUGUGGGGAAACCUCACUGGCCUCAACAGCCUUGGUCCACAGUACCUAGCACUCUACCUACAGUUGCUGCAGCAGUCAGCUUCCUCAGGGAACGCACUCAACAACUUGCACCCGGUUUCAGGUCUUCAUGCCAUGCAGAACCUGGCUGCUUUAGCAGCAGCAGCAACUGCCACACAGGCCACGCCCACAGGAACCAACACCAUGACAACAUCUAGUAGCCCUCUAAGUGCAUUAACAAGUUCAGGGUCGUCCCCCACCUCCAGCAGCAACUCCUCAGUGAACACCAUUGCUUCCUUGGGGGCGCUGCAGUCUCUGGUUGCUGGUGCUGGAGCAGGCCUUAACAUGGGCUCCCUGGCAGGCAUGGCAGCUCUGAAUGGUAGUCUUAGCUCUGGAGGCCUAUCCAAUGGCUCAGGAAGCACCAUGGAGGCACUGAGCCAGGCCUACUCAGGCAUCCAGCAGUACGCUGCUGCUGCCCUCCCCAGCCUGUAUAACCAGAGCCUGCUGUCCCAGCAGAGCGUCUCAGCAGCAGGCAGCCAAAAAGAAGGUCCAGAGGGUGCCAACUUGUUCAUUUACCACCUGCCCCAGGAGUUUGGUGACCAAGACCUGCUCCAGAUGUUCAUGCCUUUCGGAAAUGUCAUAUCUGCUAAAGUCUUCAUUGACAAACAGACAAACCUGAGCAAGUGUUUUGGCUUUGUGAGCUAUGACAACCCUGUGUCAUCACAGGCAGCCAUCCAGUCAAUGAAUGGUUUCCAGAUCGGCAUGAAGAGGCUGAAGGUGCAGCUGAAGCGCUCAAAGAACGACAGCAAGCCCUACUGAAGGUGCGAGGCACUGCAGACUUAGUUAGGCAGGGUGGUGUUAUGGUAAGUGGAGUAUGAUUAAUCAACUGAGAGCAGUCAGUCAGAACGAGUCUGUGCAUUAAAGGUGAUGAGGCUGCGCUGCCUCCCCUGGUCAUGACUCUAACAUGUCCAGGCAAAGAGACACUUGAAGCUAUAUGCAAGAUUUUUCAAGCUAUACUGGAUUCCUUCUGUGUUUUGUGUGGUUUAUGCACUUUGUUAUUGUUUGAACAAAUAAGACAAACAGGUGUAUUUUUAUUUAAGUUGAAAUGUAAUCAGUUUGCUGUGGUACAUAAUGCACAUAUGGGUUGAUUGUUAGGAUGUGUUGCAUAUUGACAUUCAGGAGUCAAAUUGAUGCCUUUUAUUGUUCUUCGUGUUGACCAUCCCUUGCACCGCCCAGACUCUGAAUAAAAGUCUGGAAAACACAGAGCUUCUAUAGAUAAGGAAACCAGAAUAAUUCAUAGGUUUUCUUUGGCAUUGUCACAAACCAAAAUCUGUGUUACUGCUUCUUGUGUAUAUUAGGUGUCUGUUUUACCUUGUGAAAUGGAGCCAAUGGAUGUGGUACAUACAUUGGACUGUUCAGGGUAAGGAAAGGUAAAGAAGCCUAUAUUUUUUUAUAAGGAGGAGCCCCACCAAAUCAUGCAUGGUACAUAUUGCAAAACACAUCCUGUUAGAUGGAGAAAGUGAGAGGCUGUUGUACUCAGAUAGAUGUUUCCAUUUACUUUUCUCAGGCAUAUGUUUAGAUACGUUUAAAGAUUUGGCUCAUGUGGAUGGUACACAUUUGGUUCUGUUGAAUACAAACAUUGUAAGGGCUAGUAAGGCACGCAUUGCUAAUACAAUUGAAACUAAGGAAUUGUUUGAAUUAGAAGGUAAGGAAACACUUUGUCUUGUUGGACUAAGCAGAAGACUCACUCUAAACAGGUUAUUACUCCAACAUGGGUGUUGUUUUUACAGACAGCCAUUCAUGCUUUAGUAAGCUCUUGACUGUCACAGGAGAGCUGUUUCUCCUUUUCUCUGGAAGCUGCUGCUCCCUACUGUCAAACCAGAUUAUGUUGACAUGAUAGAAGUUGAAGUGACCCAAUGCAAAUGGACUUAAACACCCAUCAUUGCCACACACACUCUGGCUCACACCUUUUCAAUUCCUCACAAAGAACCAUGGUGUUAGGGAGUCCCAACUAAACAAACAGAGAUUUGGCGAUGCGCCUCCUGCAGAUUGAGUAACAGGUCCGGGGCCUUAUGAGGCUAUGAAAACAAACCAUCAGCCUAAGCCAUUUUUAAGAUGAACAUCCCACAGCCACAUCUUCUGUGAUUGGAGAACUCGUAUACAUGCCAAAAUUGCUCAAGACAAAACUGUUAGCUGCAUAGAAACAUCUGUUUUUUUAAGAGCUUAGAAGCAAGACAGUGAGAUGUAUAUUUAAACUAUGAUGCCUUUUCUAUUUUUAUAUAGGUUUUAUACUUCCCCUUGUGUUGGGGAACUAUUUAUUGCCUAAAUUAUUUAUCUGAAUUGAAACUAUUUUGACAGACAAAAGUCCAACAACACUGUUUGAUAUCCUGGUGUAUGUUCUCCUCUUGCUUGUUGUGUGUUUUUUCUUUCAGUGAAGUGUACUUUGUGUCACUGCUGCAUGGAUUGUGUGUGUAGGAUCCAUCAGUGCUGCUACAUACUACAAAAAAACCCCUCUCUGGUCAACUAGUAGGAUCUGGUGUUUGUUUCUCUGGCUCCGUGCUAAGGAUUUGUCGACUAUUGUGCUUUGAAAUUGUGGAGGCUUUUAGAAAGGCAGAGGGCAUAUACAUUGUAAGAUUGGCAUUAUAUACAUGUAAUUGGAAAGACAAUCGUUGCAUCUCUUAAAUCAAAUAAACUUCAUGAGAGCCCAACUGAUACAUUGGUUGAUAUCCAAAAGGUGUGUGCCAAUAAGGAAAGUGUUUUUACAGAACAUUUAAUGCAAAAAAAACAAUGAUUGGGCUGUUUUAGACAUUAUCUCAUUAAACUUGUUGGAUUUGGAUGCAGAGCUCUUAUUACUCUAUAGACUGAUUACACAGUCUACAAUCCUUUCCCAAAGUUGCAGAGCGUAACAGAAGAUCGGUGGUUCACACAAGGAUGAUUGAGAAUGUAGAGUAAUGUUAACUAUCCCUUGUGAAAAGUAAAUUGUUUAAGAAUCCUCCCAAAAAAAUAUGUACCAUGUAUGUCUAAAACAGGGCAAUAUUACUCAACAUUUCUCAAACAGCAAAUGAUGUAUUUAGUGAUAUCUUUUCUUCGUUUCCGUUAGCCAUUAGUCUCAAUUUAUUUAUUUCAUGCUUCCAAAUAAGUUUAAAUUCUCGCUGAAAUGAUCUCGUCCAUCCAAGUGAACAGCAAGUCUACAUUGUUCUCUAUCAGUUACAUUUGAUUUCAUCCAGUCAAUCUUUAGUCAUUUUUUUAAAACUGUCACUGUCUGCAAGUAGAUGUUUUCUAAAACUUGCAGCAAAGAAUUAAAAACUAGUAUGUCAACAUACCAAAACACAUUAAAGGAUUUAAACAGACUUUCUCUCUAUCCACUGAUGAUUGUUUGCAGUCCGACUGAAACUUGGAACGUACAAAAGAGCUUUAUAAACAAGAUUGUUAAAAUAAAUCCUGAAAGACACUGGAGGCAGAGCAGGUAAGCUAAAACUAUGCUUACAAUCAAUCGCAGCUAUGUUAGCCUUGGUAGCUGCGAUGUAGCUGUGAGGUGGACAAACUAUGGAGGCCCGGUUGGACCUGCAUGUUGUGUGUCUCUCAUUAGUUUUUGGUAGCAUACGGCACGUCCUCACUCAAUGGUUGAGUGUAAGGUGAUAGAUGCUCAUUCUGUGUGUCUUUCCUCUCCUGUCUGUGAUCCAUUGCUGUUUAACCCAAGUGUGUUUCCCUGUUGUGCUUUGUCUGUUUGUUUUCUCCAGAUCUCUCACCUGUUUGCCCUAACAUGUUGAUGUGGUGUCACAGUUCAUCGUCCAAUCUUUGUCUCCUUCACUUAUCUGAUGUUCCAUAUUCACCUUGACCCUGUUGGUUUUGACUUUAAUAACCAGAAGUGCUUUUUUGUUUCCCGUAUGCUGUGCUGCCACCUGGGGCGCUAGAAAGACUGCCAUCAAACAUUUUGGAAAGUUAGAAAUAUUAGAAAGAAAGAAUCUAUUUUUUCUAGAGCUGACUGACAUAACUGCUAGGUUUUUACAAAAUCAUUUUCACAUGAGUCUAACCUUCACUUUUGUUAUUUUUCACGUGUGUUGUGGGACAGUCCUCCCAGUGCCCCAUCCUUUUUUUUCCUCUUCUGUGUGAAAGCAGCUAUUGUUUUUCUAGGCAAUGUUUGCGUAAAUGAUUGUGUUGUGUGUGUGUGUUGAUUGAGUUUUCAUGCAACUUGGUGAUCUUUUGUUGUUGAACAUUUGCAAUUUAUUUUUGUUCUAGCUGAAGGUUCAUCCUUUUAAAGUUCACAUUUGGGUGAUGUAACAAGGAGGCAGCAUUGUUAAUUGUCUGUGUAAAUAAAAGUAGUUUUUACUUUUCGCCUCAAAACCACGAGAACACCAUGCAGUUCUGCUCUUUUUUUGUGUGGAGGAAUAAGACACAAAGACUUUUGUCACUAUAUAUUUAGGAUGCACGUUUUUUUUUUUAUAACUGCACUGAAAUUCUUGGCAAAAAUGUCAUCAAGUUUGUGUAAGUUAAAAAUGAUGAAUAAACUGGUGCCAAAUGUU